Lobosporangium transversale is the source of this 829-nucleotide messenger RNA. RefSeq lists its product as hypothetical. The record is from RefSeq and is a predicted model, not a curated record. The transcript has a single exon. Lineage: Eukaryota; Fungi; Mortierellomycota; Mortierellomycetes; Mortierellales; Mortierellaceae. The coding region runs from base 124 to 732 and encodes 202 amino acids.
CGAUACUACAAUGUCCUCAUCCCUACCAUCUCUGCCAUCUUGAGCUCCAGUUACUCUUCGCCACGUGCUGGCAGUGGAGGGCAGCUGCAUUGUCUUACGCCUACCACAACAGCAGCAGCCACAAUGUCACACCUCCACGCCCGCAAUCUCCUUCACACUCACAGACGCUCUCUCACCGCCAUCAGCCCCAACAUUCACAAGAUUUUUCUGGCCGUUCGCCCUUGUCGACGACCACACACAAGUUCUCACCAGGGUUAUGAUGUUCCUGGUGACAUCGUGACCAAGGUGCCCAUGGUCGCGAUCAAGGUUCUGGAUAUGGACAUGUAUCUCAUUCUCAUUCGCACUCGCACUCGCGUUCAGGUGCUGGAAGUCCUGAUUCUUAUUCUCAAUCAUUCCCCAGCUAUUCAUCUAUGCACCCACACCAGCAUCAACAGCACCAUUUCCCUUCCUCGCCUCACCCUCAGUCACCUCGCCCUCAGUCGCCACAUUUGGGUCACCACCAUUACUCCUCUUCGCCCUCAUCAUCUUAUCUCUCCUCUCAUCCUUCUGGACCCAAUAGUAGCCAUCAUCAUCAUGGAUCAUCGUAUUAUAAUCAAUCAUCAUCGGCGACAUCUUCGCACCACCAUCCUCAACAGCAACAACAGCAUCCUUUGCAUCAAGGUUCUCCUGCCCCAAUGGAAGAACGUCGUUUCCAUUCAGCCCCCAUUCCUGUACGACAUCGUUCAUAAAUAAACAAGCAAAUCGAAUAGAUCAUUAUAGACCUUUAUAUAGACUUUUUUUCUUUUUCUUUUUCUUUUUCUUUUUUUUUUUUUUUAAUUGUACAAACACC